Molecule: messenger RNA, 408 nt
Organism: Dothidotthia symphoricarpi CBS 119687
Lineage: Eukaryota; Fungi; Ascomycota; Dothideomycetes; Pleosporales; Dothidotthiaceae
Product: DNA-directed RNA polymeras-like protein I subunit
Exons: 3
Coding region: 43-408 (121 amino acids)
Biological process (GO): DNA-templated transcription; termination of RNA polymerase I transcription
Cellular component (GO): RNA polymerase I complex
Molecular function (GO): DNA-directed RNA polymerase activity; zinc ion binding; nucleic acid binding
Source: RefSeq, a predicted model, not a curated record
CCACGUCAAUCUCACACGCUCAAAACCGUCAAACUCCCUGUAAUGUCAGCAAUCGGCUCUCUCGUCUUCUGCGGUGACUGCGGAAACCUGCUCGAUGGCAGCGCAGGCAAGCUGAACGCCAUUUUGACCUGCAGCAUUUGCGGCGCAUCCUGCAAAGAUACUUCCUCCAAGACAGUCAUUACACACUCCAAGCCCACAGCCUUCCCCUCGGCUCUGCGCGCAAAGCGGUCUGAAGUCCAGACUAUCUCCGAGGGUGAUGUAAACACAACCAGUGUCAUCGCCCACCCCUGCGAGAAGUGCGGCAAAGAGGAGGUGCGCUACUAUACUCAGCAACUGCGUGGUGCAGACGAAGGGACCACCGUUUUCUACGAGUGCGAUUGUGGCCACAAAUGGAACAAUAACAACUGA